Oncorhynchus mykiss (rainbow trout) is the source of this 1124-nucleotide messenger RNA. Its product is annotated as complement factor D (adipsin). Gene Ontology annotation, biological process: proteolysis. NCBI's taxonomy places the organism in Eukaryota, Metazoa, Chordata, Actinopteri, Salmoniformes, Salmonidae. Gene Ontology annotation, molecular function: serine-type endopeptidase activity. The record is from RefSeq and is marked provisional.
UUUGCCCAUUUGCACUAUGGCAAUCUGCUCAGUGGUUCUUCACAUAGUUAUUCUGCUCAUCGCCUUGAAUGGCACUGAUGGGCGCAAGGUGCCGAAAGUGGGUAUUGUUGGUGGCAGAGAGGCUGCUCGCAACUCUCGUCCCUACAUGGCUUCCCUUCAGUCUCGUGGUCAACACAUCUGUGGAGGAGUUCUGGUCAGAGAGGAUUUUGUCCUCACCGCUGCACACUGUGACGGGCGAUACAAGGUGGUUCUUGGGGCUCAUGACUUGUCAGAGGAUGAAAAUUCACAACAAGUAUUGGAUGUGGUUCGAUCCAUUCCACAUCCGAGGUAUGGGGACAACCUGGAGAAUGACAUCAUGCUUCUCAAGUUGAGAGGGAGGGCCACCCUCAACACAGCAGUACAGUUGAUCCCUCUGAUGAAUGGCUCUAUGGCUGAGGGAAGCAUGUGCACCACGGCAGGCUGGGGGGAUAUAGGCGAUAAUGGCACCCUACCAGACAAGUUGCAGGAGGUCAACGCCACCAUCGUCCCUCCCAGAGAAUGUGCCCGCAGGUGGACAGCUGUCGAAAUCUCCAGCCGCAUGGUGUGCGCAACAGGCCCCAGAGCUUUCCAAGGCUUCUGCUCGGGUGAUUCAGGAGGUCCAUUGGUGUGUAACGGGAUGUCAGCGGGCAUUGUCUCUUUCUCAGGGCAGAGGUGUGCCAACCCCAGUACCCCUGAUGUGUACACACGAGUGGCUUCCUACCGCCGAUGGAUUCAGACAGUGUUAGCUAGAAACCCUUAAAGGGAACAUUGUUUUCAUUAGUCCACUGUUGAUACAGUCACAAAAUGUUUUAUCAAGCAAUCAAGUUUUCAAGAUAUUGGACUCGCAAGAAGCAAAGUGUCACCAGCCCCAAUAUUUGGUGUUUUAUCAGAAGUGAAGUUUUCAAGAUAUUGGACUCGCAAGAAGCAAAGUGUCACCAGCCCCAAUAUUUGGUGGAUUUUGCCUUUAAGGUUUUGGGCAUGUAAGCUGUCAGUGUGUGUUUACACAAUCUCACAAUAUAACUGAUCUCAUUUAGACCAGGUUUGCACAAGGUGUUUAAUGAUCAAUAGUUCCCUUGUUGCUGUUCUUAUUAAAAUUGGUUAACUCA